UUCCAAUCCGUUUGAUGAUUGAUUGGUAAACUCGCUUCCACUGCUCGAACUUUUUGGUUAUCCGGAGCCGAUGAUCUUGUCACAGAUCUUUUGCAUCAACAAAAAGCCAAUCUUACAUGAAUCCAGAUCUGGACUAUUUCUCACCAUUACUUCCUAAGGAAGUCAAGAUACCAAGUAGGAAGGUUCCAGAAGUUUAAAGUUCUGAUUUUCAGCACAGAUUGUCACCGAGUUUUGUGCAGCGGCGUGCGUGCUGGAGUUCCUUGGACUACGUGUUCGGUGAGGCUGCACUGUUGACUGUGAUUUAUCUACGGGAUCAGAGCGGCAUUCUUCGGGUAGGGUGCACCCCCUACGCGACGCUAUCGCUACCCGGUUUCCGUAUAGGGAUUAACGGCAGAUAGAUAUACUCAACCUUGUCUCGAAAGUUCUGACGAGUUUUUGACUGGGAAUUUCCGCUGUGUACGAGUAAUUACAGUACUGAGAUUACUCAUCGAUUUAUCCAAGAUCUAACUGAAGAUUGCUGCAAGUAGCCGGACGCUUUUUGGAUAAGAAGAGUGUUCUUGACUUCUACUAGGCAGCUGGAAAAGGUUAUAGGUCACGCUUUGACGUCAGUCACCUUUGGAAUACUUGACAAUCAACCGAUUUGUGAGAACAAGCGGGACGACUUCGCGAAUUUGUUUAUUUACCUGUCAUCGGAUUGCAUCGAAAAUAGCUCACGGGAGCCAUGCUGGUCGAACGCUACGCUUUCCAAACCAAAAUAAAGUGAGAAAUUUGCGGCGUAGACUCGGUGGCGCCGGAACGAAAACUUUCUCCCUCUCCCCCCCAGGCCAGGGCUGCGGGGAGCGUGACAUUUUAGCCCGCGGGCUACGGAACGGCAGGCGCUAAUUUGAGAAUGAUAUGUCGGGGUAGGAUGCUCCGUGGUUGACAUUGGGUGACAAGCGGAGGUCAGCAAGUCACAACUGUCUUGUACCAUCACACACACACACACACACAAGGAUCCAUCACGCAACUCCGUCAGUCACUUACAGGAGGGGAGAUAACGGACAGGUAUGUGACAAGAUUAAAGGAACGUUGAUGUGCAUCUGUAUUUACAUCUACCGGGAGCGGUUGACAACAUCAAGCCAGGAAUUAUUCCAACUUGACCUCAAUUUUAAGAUAUCUUUUUCCCAGACAAGCCUGCAAGUGUAACAUCAGUCGGUGCCCAGUCACGAUGUGUAAUCCACAAAAUGGCUCCCUUGUGGUUUGAAACACAUUGGAGACAGGUUCAUUUUUGUGGGGACUAUUACUAGAGAAACACUGUGAACAGUGUGAAAGUGGAUUGUAUGUCGAGGUGACAGGCAGAAUUGCUGUGCCAUCAGUGGUCAGCAGGAAAAACAAAAUGGCCGACAGGGUUGGACACGCGGACUGCGACACCACGGAGCAGGGGGAUCAGCGCAGCCCAGGUAUGGAAGAGGGGUCGCUGGUACGCUCCAAGGACGAAUGGGGAUCCAUAAUCGAUAUCCUACACAGCAUAGAGAACACAACGCAGCCGAGCAAACCGGUGCCGCCCACGCCAAGCCCGGCUGCACGGCUCGCGCCCUUGUCGGAAAAUAUCCAGGCAGUGGAAAUGGCGCCCUCUGCGGACGGACGACAGGGUCAAGGGUUACAGCAGCUGGACCAUCUGGUCCGCAUGAUGGAGCAGAUGUGCCAUCUGCAGAAGCAGAACUCGCGUCUUCGCGAGCAGACCGAGUACUUAAAUGCGAUCAAGGACCUACAGGAACUCAGGAAUGAAAGCCUCGUGCAAAACUGUAAGUGUGAGGCCCAGCGACACUCGUCCGACCUCCGAGGUCCCGACGAAACAUUCUCGGAACCGGAGAGCACUGUCGGAGAUGAGAUGGACACAAAACGAGACUCGUCGCCGACGCGUGAAACCAGACGAGCCAGCCGGUCCAUCAAGCGUGAACCGAAAAUAAAAGGCGGGAAAAAGCGCAGCCGGUCGCUGGACCCAUACAGGAAAGACACUACGGAGCCGGGGGAAAAAGACACGGACAGGGAACGUGAGCGUGGGCGUCCAGGGAUAUUUUCCAAAUUUGAACGCAUGAAGGAGAAACUGACAACGAGAAGGGGAAGCGUCAAAAAGCACAACACGAACAAAAGGAUGGAGGAUAAACAAGAGGAAGAUGUAAAAGCAAACCUGUUUAGGCAUGACCCAUCAUCCAACGAGCAUUUCAAUCUUCAGAUGGAUGGGACAGAGACCAAAUCGGAGGACAGCGGUAUCUUCCACGUGGGUCUUGACGAAAUUGUAAGCUUGCCCCGCUUAGCGGCGGAACUGCUACCAAAGUCACCAGACGAGCUCUCGGACAACGAAGACGUGUUUACCCCUCUGCAGCCUUCUUGGAAUCAAGCGAACAAUUUCAGCAUGGAGACGCGCAAAGGCAGCGACUUCUCGACGGGGAGCUCCAGCGAGGAUUAUUUGGAUUUGAAACCAAAGAGGACUGCCCCUCAGUUGCCUCAGGAUGAUGAGCCGGUCGUGAUGAGGAGCCCCGAGCAACAGAGGAGGCGUGGCGACUCAGAGGAAAGAGCCGAAAAGAGCAGCGACGAGAAGGAGAACAACGUACGCCGGAAGAUGCGUGUCAGACGCUCAGCCAGCUUACAGGACAACACCUCAUUGAACAGUGACGACGACGAGUUUGAGAAGCCUGCCAAGACAACCUGGGAGGUCAAAGAAGCGCCGGCUGUCUUGCAGAGCGAUAACUCCGGACGACAGUCGCUCCAGAACAGUCCAUCCUACGACUUUGAGUUUUCCGACGCAAGCUUGGACAUGCACACGGGCCAGGACUCGGCAAGCACCUCCAGCUUGGAGUCCAAAGCCGCCCAAAAGAGGAAAUACUUCCGCAAGAGUCAUCGCGUGGAAGAACCGACCUCCCCGACAACCGACCAAAGAUUCAAAGUUGUGGCAUUCGAGAUGAGAUCUCCCAAAUCGUCACCACCAGAGAAGAAGAGACAUAAAGUCGGUUGGGAGAAAGUCAAACAUGCGGUCACCAGGAAACACAUCGGCGACAUCAGCAAGACCAAGGGGACCGUCUCCAUGGACGAGAGCCUCCUACGCAGCUCCGAGGAGCCCAGCUCCCCGACCGACGGCUCCCCACCGGAGGACACGCUGGCCGGAGGAAAGGUCAGGAGGUUAGAGGUCAAGAAGGGCGACCCCAAACGAGAGAAAGAGAGGGGUCCCCCACCCCAGUCGUCGUCCACCGAAGCCCAGAGCCCACUGGCCAUCUACGAGAGCCUCCAGGCCAACCUGUCCGAGGACUUUGCCAAGAAAAUGGAGAAAUGGGACAAGAAAAAACAGAGGCACGGUGCGACAGGAACCUCACCUUUGGAGAAGGCCAAACAGUCUUCCAUGGACAGUUGCUCCUCCGAGGCCGGCACGCUGCCCACCAGCGAUCUGGAAGCCGAGCUCCAACGAGGCCUGACGGAGGACUUCUACAAGAAGCUCGCCGAGUGGGACAAGCUGAGGAACCAGAAGGGCGGCGGGGGAGCCAUGAGCCCCAACAGCCCCAGGACAGAGCCCAAACAGAAGCAGAAGGGGGCUAAAGAAGGCAAGAAGGCGGCCAAGGGCAACAAGGGUACUUCCAAGGAAAAGGAAAGAGACAAGAGCAAGACUAGAGACGUCGGACAGAGGAGCAAAUCGCCGGACGCCUCCGCCGGCCGCAAGAUCUCCCCACCAACAGAGGCCAUCUACGCCACAGAGAACAUCACGGUCUUCGCCAAGCAGGGCGGCAAACUCAAACUGGAAGGGGCCUCGAAGGAGUUCUCCAAGAAAUACAAGGAGUGGGAGAAAAAGGAGAAGAAGAAGAAGAACUUCCCACCUCUCAAGACGGAGGAAAUCACCACGCCUGUUUUUGACCACGCCCAGGCCUUGCCUCCGAACUUCCGGGAUGAUGCCACCCCACCUACUCCUUCCAGUCCGACAACAAAUGAGUCUACCGAGCGCGACUCUGGUGAUCUUUACGUCAUUGCUCACGCCACGCCGGUCAUCGUUGAGCCCGUUUACGACAACGGGGAUGCACGGAUCGCCCGAGCUGGGGAACCGAUAUUUAGAACUCAGUCUGCACCUCCGGGGGCAGCGGCGCACACUCUCAACGCCGUGCCACAGGGAGAACGUCCAAGCUCGCAGCGAGUUGCCAGCAAUGAGGACGAGGUCUUUGCUCCCGGGGUGAGCUCCAGCCCUCCCAUCCCCCAGGAGAGAGUCAACAGGCUGGAACAGCGGAACUCGUUCCUGGCCGAGCAGCUCAAGUUGGACGACGUCAAUCUCCUGGCCGUGCAGGAGGAGAUUGUGAACAUGGACGAACAGAUUGCCGAGAUCUCAGGAGAAAAACCGGAGGAUCGUACGGACCGUCGCGUCAGCACGUGCUCGUCCAUCGGCGAGUCGGCCCUCGAAGCCGAGCUCUCGGACAUCAAAAUGCAGAUCGCGCAGCUGGAGGAAAACCUCAGAAAGCGACCCCGGCACAAAGGUCAACACGGGGUCAAAGGGUCAGAUGGGGUCAAAGGGCACGGGGAGGUCAAUUCGUCGCCGGAAGCGGACAGGAAAAGCGGCGAGAGCACCGAGUCGGCAGACUUUACGCCGCUCCAACUACAUGUACCUACAGUGGAAGCACAAAAGAAGGGAGGGGAAGAACCAACGUCGGAGGCGGAAACCAGUUUCGAGGCUGAAGUGCACAGCAACCUCACAGAGGCUCUUGAGAAGAGUCUACAAGAGAGGGAGGCCAUCAUUAAGUUGCUGCAGGCUCGAGUAGAUCGUCAGGCCCAGGAGAUCAACUACCUCAAGAGUGGAGGGGACAUGGCCAAUCUCUUCAAACGAGCCAAGAGCUUCACAGCCAGGGACAAAAAGACAUUCGACCCCCGGGCCAUGAAGGUUGUAGACAUCCUGAUUGAGAAGCCAGAAUUAAACAAGGUCAAGAUGCUAUCCGACGACCAAUCAGAAUCCUCGAAAUCCCUCAAGACAGACAGCACCCCCUCAUUGGAGACACUGCAUAUAUCAGCCGAAGAUAUUACAAUUGACGAUUCUACCUUGAAGAAACAAGACAAGGUGGAGCCCAGUGAAGACGAGAAAUCAAUGGAGAUACAUCCAAGCCAGUCUGUGGAGGCAAAAUCAUCUAAAGUAUCUGAAAUGGCACCUGUGGACAAUGUGCCACCUGCUCAGGUGACUGACGUCAAGAAGGCUCAGGAAGAAUAUCCUGGUCUGUAUGGACCCAUAGAAACCAAGCUCAAGCGCCGGCGAUCUCCAAGUUCAGAAUCCCGACCAAGACCCGAGGAUACUCAAGACACCCAUGCCAAGGACGGCUCAACUACGGAAGCCAGUGUUACGGACAGUCACGCUGCCGUAGAUUCCCUGCUUGCCAAGAAGAUCGAAGGGUCCCCAACUGAAGAGUUGGUGUUGAGAGAUGGCAGCAUAUCUCCAAGGUUGAAAACGAGAACAGGCGAGCAGAAGGACUGUGAAGAUAGAGGUCCAGGGUCGCCAUCUGCCACAAGCAAGAAGGUCACGCCAAAGUUUGAGCUGGUCAAACUGGCAGAUGGUCUGAAAAGCCAAGCCGUGGAGCUGAGUCCCAGGACCCAAAGAAGGCGAGAACGAGAGAGCAAACAGGAUGCCAAGAGGGAUGGCAAGGUAUCUCCUAGGUCUCCAAGAGAGGGCCGAAGAUCACCGGGAGAAAGUCCGAGAGCCUCGCCACAAGCUGGAAGACAGGAAAAAUCUGGUGACAGCAUUAUUCCAAGAGGUAAACAGGAAUCUGGGGAGAGUUUCUCGCAUAGCAAACAUGAUAAGGAAGAGAGAAGCUCUCCAAACAGACCAUCUAGAACUACUGAGCAUACAUCACCCAAAAGCGAACAACCAAGUGCGGAGAAAAUCUCUCAAAUGAAAGAAAUUGGCAAGAAAAUCUCUCAAAGACUAAGCGGUCGAGAUGAAGAAACAAAACAGGAUGCCAAGAAAGAUGAAGAGCCAAAGAUCCAGGAACAAGUCAAAGAGGAGAAACAAGUAUCUAAGGAUCAGAGUUCUGCUGGACAAGCAGAAUCAAGGAGGGAGACUUCUCCAGAGAAGCAGUGGGAUAGGAAAGCCAAAACAGGGAGAACACUCUCUCCAGAGUCUGAACCUACUUUCAGGUCUUCCAAUCGGGAAAGGGGUUCCACACCGACUGGAAGGGAGAGGGAACGACGUCCAUCAGUGGAGAAUUUGAGGGCAGCCAUUGAGAGACGACAGCGUUCAUUCUCAUCUGAUACAGCUGAUAGUGAUUUAGAGUCGCCGAGCAAUGCCAAGAAAGCUUUGGAGAUCAGACUUUCUGGUCGCAUUGGCACGGAAAGACGAGAUUCCUCGGACUCGGUCGGGAGUAACAAGCAGUUCCCCCUGGAGGGAAAGAGGGAGCCCGUGCUCAUGCGUGGCAGAGAGAAAAAGGAGGACAAAUCAGUGUCAAGCUUGCGACGUAGGUUUGUGACCCAGGAGUUUGGCAGUACGCCAAACGUGACUGAAUUGAGCUCCUUACUUGCAGGAAGAAAAGAGAAAGAACGUCCACGAGAAGGUUGUGUGAAACAAAUGAGUCAGGCGUUCGCAGUGGCUUCUCUGAGUGAGCAAGGAGCAAGUGAUAUCAGAAGGAGCAGCAAAUCAUCCAGUGUCCGUUCCUCUCCACAGAGCCUCUCUCCAGCAUCCUCAACAAGCUCCCUCUCUAACAUCGUAGCCAGUCAGAUCAAGCGUCUGCAAGACAAGGCCAGCUCAUCACCUGAGUCACCAGAGAGACGGACUUCCAUCCAGAACAAAGGCACCAAGGACACAGUGCCAUCUCUCUACAGCCUUCAUGGCAGACUAGAGCACAGGCAAUCCCUGACGAAUAUCGCUGAUGUCCGUGCAAAGUUUGAUAAGAAAACAGAGUCUUCGACAACUUCAGACAGUUCCCCAAUGGCUUCCAGGACGAGUUCACCUGCCCGGAACCCAAGGAAAGAUCCAGCCAAACCAACACUGGUACCAUCAGUGGCAGCUGCUCGCAUUAAGUACACAGUCUCUGUUAGCAAUUCAGAGAACAGCAGAUCCCAAGGCAAUUCAGAGAACAGCAGAUCCCCAAAGAAAUCUGUAUCUCCCCAUCAAAAUGGAAGCACAAGGUCUCAACGCAGGAUUGCCGUCAUUGAGUCGUCGCAAGCUGAGAAAUCAACCAAGUCGGAUUCCACCGUCACUUUCACUAUCAACCAGAAUCAGAAGCGGAGGCAAAACACGAGUCGGGGUGCAUCCAGAUUGGAAGAAAACAAUAACAACAGCAAUAACAACAACAGGAAUUUCUCUGGGAGAGCAGAAGUGCGUCGCAAAGGGUCUUCAGCUAAUCAGCCAGAUGCAUCAAACAGACCAAACAAGAAACAGGAGGAGACUGAAAAUCAAGGUGCAACCAGAAAGAACUCCUUCUCUCGAAAUGACAAAAGGAGGGGUUCACUUCCAAGACAAACGGAAUCAAGAGAAUCCUCGAGGCGAGGAUCGUUGACAAAAGGUAAAGAGUCUCCAAAGGCACAAGCAAGGAGAGCAUCCAUCUCGAAGGGCAAAGAGUCUCCUAAAAAUAGCUCUCGAAGGAAUUCCAUGACAAAGGCCAGGGACUCAAGUAAUGAAAGCUCCAAAGGAAAGAUAGUUUCAAAAGAUAAGGAGCCUUCUAAGGAUGCAUCAAGUUUGCGUACUCCUGGAAGUGAGCAAGAUGAGGAUGAGAGGAGCAGGAGACGGAGAAGGAGGAGGGAAAGGAACACUACUCCUGAGCCUCCAAGACCAGAAUCCAAAACUGAUAUAGAUAAACCUGAAGUAAAAGCUUCAGACGUAAAGUCUGUUAAAGAAAAGAUCAAAACUGGCUCCGAGCAAGAUGUCAAAGAGAAUGUAAAAGGGGAGAUUAAAAAGGAUGUCGGAACAGAUAAUAAGCCAAAGGCAAACUCAGAGAAUAAGCAGUCUAGCCAGUCAAGGGUCAAAUCAGAAAAUAAGCCUGAGGUCAAACAAGCCAUACCAGAGGCCAAACAAGAUUUCAAACCUGAGGCCAAACAAGAUGUCAAACCCAAGGUUAAACCUGAGGUCAAACCCACGGUCAAACCCGAGGUCAAACCUGAGGCCAAACCUGAGGCCAAACCUGCAGUUAAACCCGAGGUCAAACCUGAGGCCAAACCCGAGGCCAAACCUGAGGUCAAACCAGACAGAGCACAAGAAAGGAGGAAUAGGAGGGAAGAGCGUGCUCGGAGGCAGAAAGAGCGGGAAGAUGAAGCCUCCAAGGCAAAGGAAGAAGCUGCCAGGCAGAAGGCAGAGGCUGCGAGAGCCAAACUAAAGCAAGAAAUGGAGGCUGCAAGGGUCAAAGAAGAGGAAGCUGCUAGGUUGAAGGCAGAGAAACAGACAGAGGAAGCAACAAAGAAAGCCUCUCGUGUUGAAAGGAGAGAAUCCAAAAGGGCAGAGAGGAGAGGGACGCAAAGGGAAAAGUCUCUUGGGGCAACAGAUACAAAGAAAACUGCUUCUCCAUCAGAUCUCAUGCCUUCUGGGUCAGAUGCAUCUACACAUAGCAUCAGAAGGAGACAGAGCAAAAGGGAAGAGCAGAAGCCAUCCCAGGUCUCUGCAGCAGCUCAGAAAGCUGUCAAACCAGACAGCGAAGAGGAAGACCCCAAUAUGCCUGACGUCCUAGCUCAGGCACAGAAAAAGGCAUCUGCCGAAUCUGCAACGGGUGAAGAAGGCCGCAGCCCACGAGCGAUCUUGACCAACUCGGCCCUGAGGGGAGCCGAGGCUGUCAUAGGCCACGCGCUUCCUAAAUCUCCUCCCCCGGAAGAGGAGGAACCCAAGGAGGACGCUGAAGAUGACAGGAGGUCCAGGAAGGAUGCCACUCGCAGGAGCCGGGCCAUCAACCGCGGCAGUCGCAUCUCACGCCUGGAUAUCUUCAAGCGGGCCCGCUCGGUAGACAGCUCCAAGGCCAGCAAGGAGCGCUCGCCGGAUCGGUUGCUUGGAGGGGGCGGGGCCAGCAGCAGAGCAUGCUCAAUGGACAGGUCGGGCAAGAACCGCGACAAGUCACCAGGAGGAGAGGAGACCAGGAAGGGAGGCAGUUGGUUGUCCAAGAGGACUGGAUCCAUAAGCAAUUUCCUCAGGCCCUCCAACUGUCAUGACAUGGAGCUCUGGGAUGAGCUCGACGAGUGCUACUGCAUCUUGCAGAGCUGUGCUAGCAUCUACCGGCCGGCCUACGAAUACGAAGACAUGUGCCAGCUGCGCUGCCUUCGGGAGACCAGCAUCCUGACCUAAACAUGACCCCUAGCUUUUAACCUCUUGACCUCUGAUUCUACUUUGCAUGGCUUGGUGGUUGUACGGUUUGAUGCCGCUGGGAGAAGACGUACCCUUGUCAUCCGUGAUGCGUCACUUUUCAUCAACAUCCACCGAGCUCUCCAUUAAUUUAUACUCAACGGCUACUCAUACUUCCGCAACCGAAGCCACAACUUAUAUAUUUUGUUCUGAGCCCUCUUACAAAACGAAUGAUGCUAUCAUCAUUCGCAGUCUCCUUGGACCACGAUUCUUUUAUGUUGGAUGGGCAGGGGAUUUGUUAUGGGCUACGUGCGCAAGUACCCCCUCAACGGUAAGAAAGGGAGAGUUGGGGGAGACCACCGAGAGAGACAUUCAAAGCACUGCCAAUGACGCCUGAUGCUCACAUGAAGACGCUAUGGCUUUGCGCACAUUCAGAAUAUAAUUACUUGUGCGUACUUCGCGCUGCGCUAUACCAGCGCGAACCAGUACGCGCACGCGAUGUGUCGCGUUCAAUGGGCUUUCGAAGGUUGUAAAAGAGCGCCCUCUCUUGUUUGCGCACGGAGCCCAUGCCAUCCCUCUUGCAUCUUGUAUUUUUGUUCAGGAACAAUUGAAAUGGGUGUUCCUCUUAGGCUUCCAGAUUUCUAGCAUUAAUAUUGCAAGGGAGAACAUUUAUACAGGGUCACAAGUUAGUGGCAUAUACAUGUACUUAACACCUAUAUAGGUUUUAUGUCUUUUUUUUUAACGAAAACAUAGAUUUCUAGUUUUGUAUCAUUUUUAAGAAAAAAAAAAGGUCUUUAAACCAGUAAUAGGUACAGUAGAUCUGAAUAUGAUCCAGUUUUCUAAACUUGACUUAAGUAUUAAUUUAAUAACAUUGACAAAUGUAUAUCUGAAAUACCCUUGUGUACAGUGGGUCAAAAUUGUCCGAGUUGGUGAAUAGUUGAAUUUACUUGUUAGGCCCAAAAAAAUAAGUCUCCGGUUUCUGGUAUGCACGCGCCGCCGUAGCCAUGCGCGUCGGCAAAAUGAAAAAGUUUUUUGUUCCAAUAAAAGAUGAUGUCUCAAAACUGC
Patiria miniata (bat star) is the source of this 10318-nucleotide messenger RNA. Its product is annotated as microtubule-associated protein futsch-like. Lineage: Eukaryota; Metazoa; Echinodermata; Asteroidea; Valvatida; Asterinidae. Bases 1376 to 9256 code for a protein of 2626 amino acids. The transcript has 15 exons. The record is from RefSeq and is a predicted model, not a curated record.